Seriola dumerili (greater amberjack) is the source of this 2656-nucleotide messenger RNA. It is a transcript of the gene st18, whose product is annotated as ST18, C2H2C-type zinc finger. Gene Ontology annotation, cellular component: nucleus. The transcript has 21 exons. The record is from RefSeq and is a predicted model, not a curated record. Gene Ontology annotation, molecular function: DNA-binding transcription factor activity, RNA polymerase II-specific; zinc ion binding; RNA polymerase II cis-regulatory region sequence-specific DNA binding. Lineage: Eukaryota; Metazoa; Chordata; Actinopteri; Carangiformes; Carangidae. Gene Ontology annotation, biological process: regulation of transcription by RNA polymerase II. Bases 1 to 2616 code for a protein of 871 amino acids.
AUGAAAGGAGCGGACAAAGCGAUUGUGGCAAAGUCCUUUGGAAAAUGGAAAAGCAGCUCUCUAAGGUCCAGGACCAUGGAGAAGCCGGAUGAGCCGUCCGAGGAGAGUAAGGAGGAGAGCCUAUCCAACUGCACCUGUGAAGCCCCCCAACUCGGCAAGAAACCAGUUGAUAAUGAAUUACACGAUCACCUCCUGAGAGAUAAGAAGUGUGAAAGCAUCAACCAGGGUGGACAGUGUGGAUCUGGCAUCUUAUCCUACAGAGCGCUCGGAAAACUACAGUCAAAGAUGGAUUCUGAAGGUGAGGAGCAAACCCUGAAACCAUGUAACAGUAGCACAGGGCUGGCCGACUGCAUCACUGAGACGCACAGCCCAUAUGGGUCCAUGGCGAGGAAGAGGAGUGCUCAGGAAGGGGUGCAGGGCGCCCCCGUCAACAAGAGAAAGUCCCUGCUGAUGAAGCCCCGCCACUACAGCCCCAGCGAGGCAUGUGAAGAGGAGAGCGAGGACCUGGCACCGCCACAGGACAAAGAAGAGCUGAGGAACAUUGACACUCCAGCAGAUUCCCCACGGACAGAUAAAAAGGAUAUAAAGUGUCCCACCCCUGGCUGUGAUGGCACUGGUCAUGUGACCGGCUUGUACCCACAUCACAGGAGUUUGUCUGGGUGUCCUCAUAAAGUCCGAGUUCCUCCUGAGAUCCUGGCCAUGCAUGAGAACGUCCUCAAGUGCCCUACACCCGGGUGCACAGGAAGAGGCCAUGUCAACAGUAACCGUAGCACCCACCGGAGUCUCUCAGGCUGCCCCAUCGCUGCUGCAGUGAAAGUCUCCAAACCUCAGGACGACAGCCUGAAAUGCAGACAAACACCUGACCGCUCACCGAGAGCCAUCGGCUUGAUAAAAAAGUUCGAGCUGAACCAGCUGAACUACAGGCUCUCUCAUCCAGUAGCAGCCUUGCAAACAAGCCUCACAAAAGACAUGGACAAGUACAGCAGAAUCCGCUUUGAUUACGCCAGCUUUGAUGCACAGGUCUUCGGCAAACAGCCUCUGAUGGGGACCAACCAUGACCAGGAAAUGUCACAUUUCCCCGAUUCACCUCAGCAGUAUCCUGGCUUCCUUGGUGCUCCAGGUGGCCGCCUGCCCACCCCUGGUCAGCACAGCCCGCCGAGUCAAUUCAAAAAAGAGGAUGGUCUCCAAGCCUCAGCAGCGACCGCCGCCAUCCUUAACCUCUCCACUCGCUACCGGAAGAACAUGGAGGCUGUCGCCGGCCGGCCCUUGGCAACCUCCACAAAGGACAUGCUUAUAGAAGUGGAUGAAAAUGGCACCUUGGACUUGAGCAUGAAGAAAUGUAAGGAAAAUGUGAAAGCCCAGACGAAGGCACCUUCAGACGACCCGCUGUCUCCUCUCGAGUCCACUGUGGCCAAAGGCGGGAGCGUGCUCAUCAGCCCCGCCUUCUACCAGCCGCUGUGUGAGAGAGACAGCUGGGAGAGCCCCAUCCCUGUCAACUUCAGCAAAGCACAUGUUUUACAGGACAAAGAGGAGGAUUACGAUCAGGUCUCCUUGGAGGACCAGCACUAUCAAGGAGACGGCAGCAUGAUAAGCCCCAAAACCAAGCUGCUAUUACGAGAUUCAAAGAAAGAGCUUUUGAGCUGUCCGACCCCAGGCUGUGACGGCAGUGGCCAUGUGACGGGGAAUUAUGCAUCACAUCGGAGUGUGUCUGGAUGUCCCCUGGCUGACAAAACACUCAAAUCACUGAUGGCAGCCAACUCUCAGGAACUAAAGUGCCCAACACCUGGUUGUGAUGGAUCUGGACACGUGACUGGGAACUAUGCUUCGCACAGAAGCUUGUCAGGAUGUCCACGUGCCAGAAAGGGAGGUUUGAAGCUCACACCAAACAAGGAUGACAAAGAUGAGCAAGAGCUUAAGUGUCCAGUCAUUGGAUGUGAUGGACAGGGCCAUAUAUCGGGAAAAUACACAUCCCAUCGCAGUGCAGGCAGUUGUCCACUUGCUGCCAAAAGACAGAAGGAGUCGUCCAUCAAUGGGCUGCCCUUUGCUUGGAAGGCCAAUAAACAGGAACUACCCCAUUGUCCCUUGCCUGGCUGCAAUGGCCUCGGACAUGCCAAUAAUGUGUUUGCCACUCACAGAAGCUUGUCGGGUUGCCCACUGAACGCACAGAGCAUCAAGAAAAAACACUCCGAGGAAGAGAUGAUGACUAUCAAAUUGAAGGCCAGCAGUGGUGUUGAAAACAAAGAAGAUAUUCAACAUUUGGAUCAUGAAAUAAAAGAAUUGAAUGAAUCCAACAUGAAGAUAGAAGCAGACAUGAUGCAACUCCAAACCCAGAUCUCCUCUAUGGAAUGUAACCUGAAGACAAUUGAAGAGGAGAACAAGAUGAUCGAACAGCACAACGACAGCCUUCUGAAGGAGCUCGCUUGCCUUAGCCAAGCUCUCAUUAACAGUCUAACAGACAUUCAGCUGCCUCAAAUGGGACCCAUCAGUGAGCAUAAUUUUGAAGCCUAUGUGAACACAUUAACUGAUAUGUACAACAACUCGGAGCAUGAAUACUCUCCAGAGUGCAAGGCCCUCUUGGAUAAUAUCAAACAGGCUAUUAAGGGCAUCCAUGUUUAAGCUGUAGAGCUACCAAGAGGUUUCUUUGACUUCGGAUAAU